Molecule: messenger RNA, 4906 nt
Organism: Schizosaccharomyces octosporus yFS286
Lineage: Eukaryota; Fungi; Ascomycota; Schizosaccharomycetes; Schizosaccharomycetales; Schizosaccharomycetaceae
Product: nuclear export factor
Exons: 4
Coding region: 1283-2464 (393 amino acids)
Cellular component (GO): nucleus
Source: RefSeq, a predicted model, not a curated record
CUCUAAUUUUCCCAGUUUUCUUGUUUUAUAUGUCGUAUCAACAGCGUGUUAUAAAUCUGAUACUAGCUUUCCAUGAUGGAUAACUUUUAAGCCUCUUUUCAUAAUUGAUUUGAACCAUACUCGCAAUUCCACUCCAUGGCUUUGUCCGCUGCUUUUGGACUUCAUAACCUUCCAUAGCAUUCAAUGGCAUUUGAUGAAACACUAGGGACUCAGACAACAACUGCAUCCAAUAUUGAAUUUGUGAUAUAGAAUUUGUGUCCUGAAGAAUCACUUGAGCCGCUUUCCUUUCAGCAUGGUUGACGCGCAACUCGUCUUUUCCGCUCAUUUUAGCAGAUACAAUUAGAUAUGCGGCUAUUAGUACACCCUUCAUAUGUUCUAUUCUCAUGUUCUCCACCAAAGUUGUUUUCACCAACUCCUUCACGUAAGGAAUUGCUGAAAGACUGCCCAUCCUUGUACAUAAGAAUGGAACAUCGUUCAUUAUAUCAUGCUGAGCAUACAAAUCUUUUGUCAAAGGACGCAGUUCUUCUUGAAAAUACGUAAACUGCUUUUCGUAUUUCUUUUUAGGAAUUGGGGUUGCAGUAACAUGGACUUCUAAAUCGAGUCUUCCUUUCAUACUUUCCCGAAUUAGUUUUCUGUUUCAUACAAUUAAAUAAACUUACACCUCACAUGCUAAAUGUGCCGCCAUGUAGGGUCUACAAGGCUCCUCUGUUGCUUUCAACACAACUUUGGAUCUCGACCAGGCUAAAAACGAUUCCGCUAGGCUCAAAAGUCUAUCAUUGUAUUCCUCUUCUUCAGGAAGUAGUUUUCGAAAGCUAUCGAUCACCUGUUGUCUUUCCAUUAAAGGUACCUUUUUUCUUGACAGUAGAGAGAUCUAGGGAUUGCUAGAAGAGGUCAAUGCCUUUUUCAACUCGCACCUUUAUCGUUUUUUCCUUUUUAACCAGAUAAAACAAACCUUCUCGUGUUUACCUUACUUUUAGUCAAAACAAGUUUCAAUCACUUUACCAACAUUCGCGUAGCGAUACCCUAAUAAUUUGUUUUUGCCAUCUGGGAUAGUAAAACGAAUAAAUUCAUGAUCUUCACUGUUCAAUAAUUUUGUUUAUUAAUUCAUAUUUUAGCUGAAAUAAAAUUCAAUUAAAAUUGUCCGUCAAAAAGUUUUUGAUCUGCUCGUUUGAACGUUUAGCGUGUACCAAAGCUACGUACGUAUAUCCCCAGCACCUUUGCUUCUUUGCAGUUUCCAGUUAAGGAAGGUCAUAAUAUUAUUUUAUGCCUGAAUCCAUUAAGCAUGCAAAAGGAUACGGAAAGUAAUCCGUGGCCUGACUCGUUGAAAGAGUUUAUAGGUAAAUGUAUCCAAGAUGCUGAAGAAAACAAUCAUGUUGGGUUGCAGGACGAAGUUAAGGUCUUGAUUUCUCGUCAAUAUGAAAAUGGAAAUAUAUGGAAUAUAGAUUGGUCGACUAUGAACUUGGAUGCUUUACGAAAAUUAACUGCAAUUCAGGAUCAGAUGCAGGACGACAAGAAACGUAAGCUGGAUCAAUCAAGUAAUGUUUCUUUCUCUGGCGAUCAAACAGAACGAGCAAAAAAAGAGAAGAGAAAACGUAGGUUUCUUGCAGAUGAGCGCUCAUCUACCCCAUCAACUCCAGUGGAACCUGAGAAGUCUGUUAACGACGGUGCAAUUGUUGGAAGAUCCACUAAUUUGGAAAAAAGAUACCUCCGUUUAACCUCAGAUCCUGACCCUAAUACCAUUCGACCGCUUCCGAUACUAAAACAAACGCUGGAGUUGCUGAAAAAGAAAUGGAAAGAAGAGAAAAACUACGCGUAUAUCUGUGACCAAUUCAAAAGUCUCAGACAAGAUCUAACUGUCCAAAGGAUUCAAAAUGAUUUUUCCGUAUUGGUUUAUGAAAUUCAUGCCCGAAUAGCUUUAGAAAAGGGUGAUAUUGGUGAAUAUAAUCAAUGCCAGACUCAACUGUUCCAUUUGUAUGGAUUUGACAUCCCUGGAAAAGUCAAAGAAUUCUUAGCGUACAGAAUUCUUUACAUACUUUAUACGAGAAACAGAUCAGAAAUGAAUAGUCUUUUGGCAAAUUUGGAAGAUGAAGAAAAAAAGAAUCCUGCUGUUCAGCACGCUCUAGAAGUCAGAUCAGCAAUCGCUACUUCUGAUUAUUACAGGUUCUUUCAAUUAUAUCUAACUGCUCCCAACAUGGGGGGUUAUUUGAUGGAUCUUUUUGUCGAAAGAGAACGGGUCAAUGCCAUGUACACCAUUUCAAAGGCUUACCGCCCCUCCGUUUCUGUUGAAUUUAUUGCCAAUACGCUAGCUUUUGAAGACAUGGAUGAAUGUAGAAACUUUCUUCUCGAAUGUCAGUCUGUGUUUGACCCAAAUGACCCAGAACGUGUGUUAAUGAAAGAAAGCAUUGACAAGUUUGAUGCCGUCAAGAAAAAGCAUGCAGUCGUUGAUAUUAAAGGGCAAAUCUAAGUUACGCCUUAUUUCUUUUAAGUUUUGAACUCAAUAAAUACUAGAAAUAAAUAGAAAACGUAAUAGAAGUUUAGUCAUGUCUUGAUGCUACGAAUAUUCCCAAACGAUUCUCCAUGAGCAACUAUUACAAUUUCACCUAAGAAUUUCUUUUUUUCCUAUAUAAAAAUAAAUCUCUUUUCAAAUACCCUUUUCGCUCAACGUUUUUCGGUUUUGCGUCUUCCGAACUUAUAACAUUCUGAAGAUGAAAUCCGGUUUGCUCUAAAAUUUCAGGGAAGUUUUCAGGGCGUAUGCGAAUUUUUGACAGUGAUCUCUCAAAAAUCUAUUUUGUUAGUUAUGUCUUAAUGCAAAAGGUUGUCUUACAAUAUUCUUUUUAGCUGCUUUAAGAUACGAAUCCCAUGACUGAGGCUCUAUGAUUAGCGCACCGUCCGUUUCCAGUGCCGCAUGCAUAUUCUUAAAAAAAUUUAAAAGGCCUUCGUCUAGUCCAUUUAAAUGAAUCCACUUGGUAACGGAAAGGGCCAAAAUCGUUUGAAAGCGCUUUUUGGGAUACCAUUUUUGGAUAUCCACAGCUUGAAACUGCACGUUAUGAGGAAACCCUUCUUCAUUCAACGGUUCUUGAAACUUUGUUUGAAUCCUUGAAAAUUUCUUUAUACUAGAUAUUGGGUAAAAAUUGUAUCUUGAAAUCAUCGGACAGUCAUCAUUCGAAGGACCGAUCCUGGAAGCAACAAACUCUAGGUGUUUCUCUGCUUUCUUAAUUAAAAUUGAGUCUAUGUCAAUUCCUAAAGCGUACUUGACGCUAAAUAAAGACGCGACCUGAGUAGUAAUCGUGCCGUUAUUACAACCAACAUCUAAAACAGAAGUGUUUUCAAAUAAAUCUUUUGGUAAAGCUUCAAGACGAGAAUCUAAUAUGGAUCCAUCACCUCGCAUAGAGUAAUAAUUUUGAUAAUUUCCAUAGCGUUCAGUAAACAUGAAGAGAAUCGUUAAUUAAAAACUGGAUGCGUGAUUUCAAUGUGAGAGUGCGUGCUGAUUUUAUUCUUGUAAGGGUAUUCUUACUUUUGGAUGAAUCUUAUUACCUGAUUAAUAGCAUAUUUUGAGACACCUGUAUAUGGGGGUAUCUUCAUCUUUUAGUUAGAUGGGUAGCUCAAGCAAGGCAAGGUGAAAAUCUUUUAUCGCAUAUAUAUACUAUUCUAUUUGCAUAUUGAUAUUCUACUUGGAAUAUGAAAAUGUAAAGAAAUUCAUAAAGCUGCUUCUUCACAGUUCAUAUUAAUUCAGAGUGGACCAAAAUGUAUUGUAAGCUUGAAUUACACACACAAAAAAAAAAGAAUGCAAAUCAUAUUUUUUAUCUAGAUUAAUCGAAAUCAUCAAAAUCUUCUUCUUCGUCAGCCUCAUUGGCACGACGACCAGAUUCAAAGUUCAGAGAACUGGCUUCACGAAGAGGAGCUAUAUCUUCCUCCUUAAGCGCGCCAGCAUGAACCAAUGCCUUAGCUACAUCAUAAACAGUAGUUCCCAUACCACCUAAAGUUGUUAAAGUCAAAAAUUGCUGCUGUAAAUCGCCGUGACCAUACACAAGCAGGGUAGGCAUCAUGAUGUCUGGAUAAUUUUCGACAGCUUGUUUACCGGCAAUUUUCACAAACUUGAUUUGAGGGUACAUGGGAGCUAAACGCUCAAGAAUACCGUUUAAGAGUUUACAAGCAGGAAUACUAGAUAGAAGUUAGCAAAACCAUUUCCGCAACAAUUUGCCAAGAGACAGUAUAAGACACUUACGAAUCUUGAAACAUGUGUACGACUACGAAGACGUUUUUACUAUCUUCUGUAACCUCUUUGGUGUAUUCAGGCUUGGAAAUUGGGUAAACGGCGCCAUAUUUCGCUUUUGACAUUCUCUGUUUCCAUUCCUCAAUCCGUUUGUUUCGAUAGAUCUGUAAGAACUCAUCAUCCUCUUCAUCUUCUAAUUCAUCAAGUUCGUCUAAUGUUUUCUUUUCUAACCGAUUUUCGUGUGCGAGCUCUUUGGCAUCUACCAAUGCGUCGUCUAGCACAUCGUCCACAUCUGGUUCUUUUUCUGGCAAGAUACCUUUCGAACGUAAAAUGUCGUUCCUUAUACAUUAAUUUUUCUAUAAAUGUAACCUUUUUGACUUACCACUCGGUAUCCUCGUUAGGAUCCAUGAAUAAUACUGUUUUUGCUAGACCAGCUUUGCUACUGUUUCUAUUCACUUUCUUGACUUGUAUUAUAUGUCCCUCCAUUUAGUAAUAUAGUGAUUAUUCUGAGUAGAAUAUAACUAAAAUUACAAUUCAAUGUUAUUUAAGGUACUAAUACGAGGGAUAAAGACUCUCCUAAAGUUACAUAACGAAAUCUGUAAAUCAUGUUAUUUUGGCACCAUGGGCACAUUCUUUGGUUGUUUUACUCUCGCCAAGGUCUCUCAAGCCAAGGUAGAUUUUAUUUUAUAACCA